AUGGCCCGGGCCCGCGGCCAGGCUCCGGGGAGCGGCGGGCGGCGGCGGCCGCGGCGGGGCGGCGCGGGAACCGGGCCCAGGGGAGAGUCGGCGGGGCUGCUGCUACUGCUGCUCCAGGUGCUGCCGCCCGGGGCUGCGGCAGGGCCGGGGCGCCGGAGCACGCGGGGCGCCGGCGGCGGAGGCGUCUGCUGGCCCGGCGCUGCCCCUGCCUUUCCUCGGGACGCACGGCUGCUGCUGCUCCUGCCGCCGCUACCGCCGCAGUCGCCGCCGCCGCCGCCGCCGCCGCCGCCGAGCUCCGCGCCCGCAGCCUCCUCCUCCUGGAUGGACGCUCUGCCCCGCGGCGGGCUGAACCUGAAGGAGGAGCCGCUGCUGCCCGCCGGCCUGGGCUCGGUGCGCUCCUGGAUGCAGGGCGCGGGCAUCCUGGACGCCAGCACCGCGGCGCAGAGUGGCGUGGGCCUGGCACGAGCACAUUUUGAGAAGCAGCCCCCCUCCAACCUCAGGAAAUCCAACUUCUUCCACUUCGUGCUGGCCAUGUAUGACCGGCAGGGGCAGCCGGUGGAGGUGGAGCGUACAGCUUUCAUCGACUUUGUGGAGAAGGACCGAGAGCCCGGGGCUGAAAAGACAAACAACGGGAUCCAUUAUCGCCUCCGGCUGGUAUAUAACAACGGACUUCGGACAGAACAGGACCUCUAUGUGCGUCUCAUCGACUCCGUGUCCAAGCAGGCCAUCAUCUACGAGGGGCAGGACAAGAACCCCGAAAUGUGCCGCGUGCUACUCACCCACGAGAUCAUGUGCAGCCGGUGCUGUGACCGGAAGAGCUGUGGCAACCGGAAUGAGACACCCUCAGACCCCGUCAUCAUUGACAGGUUCUUCCUCAAGUUCUUCCUCAAAUGCAACCAGAACUGCCUAAAGAACGCGGGGAAUCCCCGAGACAUGCGCCGCUUCCAGGUGGUGGUAUCCACAACGGUGAGCGUGGAUGGACACGUGCUGGCCGUGUCCGACAACAUGUUUGUGCACAACAACUCCAAGCAUGGCCGCAGGGCGCGCCGCCUGGACCCCUCUGAAGCUGCCACCCCCUGCAUCAAGGCCAUCAGUCCUGGGGAGGGCUGGACCACGGGCGGCGCCACCGUCAUUGUCAUCGGCGACAACUUCUUCGACGGGUUGCAGGUCGUGUUUGGGAACGUGCUCGUGUGGAGUGAGCUCAUCACGCCCCACGCCAUACGGGUGCAGACGCCCCCACGGCACAUCCCUGGGGUGGUGGAGGUGACCCUGUCCUACAAGUCCAAGCAAUUUUGCAAGGGAGCCCCCGGCCGCUUUGUCUACACAGCCCUGAAUGAGCCCACCAUUGACUACGGAUUCCAGAGGCUGCAGAAAGUCAUUCCCAGACACCCCGGAGACCCCGAGAGGCUGCCCAAGGAAGUGCUGCUGAAGCGGGCGGCCGACUUGGCGGAGGCCCUGUACGGAGUGCCCGGCGGCAACCAGGAGCUCCUCCUGAAGCGCGCAGCAGACGUGGCCGAGGCUCUGUACAGCGCCCCCCGCGCGCCCGCGCCGCUCGGGCCCCUGGCCCCCAGCCACCCGCACCCCGCCGUCGUGGGCAUCAACGCCUUCAGCAGCCCGCUGGCCAUUGCCGUCGGGGACGCCACGCCAGGGCCGGAGCCGGGCUACGCGCGCAGCUGCGGCAGUGCGUCCCCCCGCGGGUUCGCGCCCAGCCCGGGCUCGCAGCAGAGUGGCUACGGCGGCGGCCUCGGAGCUGGCCUCGGCGGCUACGGGGCGCCGGGCGUGGCCGGCCUCGGUGUGCCCGCGUCCCCCAGCUUCCUCAAUGGCUCCACGGCCACAUCGCCCUUCGCCAUCAUGCCCUCUAGCCCCCCGCUGGCCACUGCCUCCUCUAUGUCCCUCCCGGCGGCUGCCCCCACCACCAGCGUCUUCUCCUUCUCGCCUGUCAACAUGAUCUCCGCUGUCAAACAGAGGAGUGCUUUCGCCCCCGUGCUGCGCCCACCCAGCUCCCCACCCCAGGCCUGCCCCAGAGCCCAUGGAGAGGGGCUUCCAGACCAGCCUUUUGAAGAUUCUGACAAGUUCCACUCUCCAGCUCGGGGGCUUCAGGGCCUGGCGUACUCCUAAUUAUGGUAGGUCUCUGGCUGAGUCUUGCUUCCCUUCCUGACCUUGGAUGGGCUCUCUCCAAAAGACUUUAGCAGGGAUGGGGAGUUGGGGUCCAUGUCUCCCUCUCCAGGGCCCAUCUAGACAGCUGUCUGGGCCACAUAGCCCAGCUCAGUGGCCCAGGCUGAACAAGAGGCGAGAAGUGGCUUCCUGUCCCCUUGCAGCCAGCCUUCCUACAGGACCUUCGUCUUUUCCUCUCCCCACCAGGUCUACAGGUGUUGUCCCCACUGAGCCCGGACUAGUGGUCCCUCCAGGAUUCACGCCCAUGCCCUGGAUGGCAGCACAGACAGAUGCAGGGCCAGGGCUGCAGGCAGACUUCAACCCACAGGCCUGAACAGGGAGAGGCCUUCCUCCCUGUGCUCAAGGGCCCCUCAGUCCCACAGGCUUCUCUCACCUCCCUUGAGGCUGGUUGGAAGCCCCAGCACUGUGCUGAUGCUCUUGUUAGGAGAGCAUCCCGUGGAGGUGCUGGAUGCCCGACCUCACUUGCUGGGUCGGUUCCUCUGGAAGAGAUGGACCUUUUGCAGACCAAGGGCAUCUGGUGACAGGAGCAUGGGAUGGGGAGUAUGAUAAGGAGCUCAGGGAGAGGUGGCCUGGGGAGGUCCUGUUUGCGUCUGACCCAUCUCAACCAUCCCGGUGUCCCAACUACUCUCCAGGACAAGGGGUGGUGCCCAGCAGCCUCAGGAGGCCUGCCUAGGCUCCCAUGGAGCUUCUGACAGCCACUUGAUUCUGUGGCUGCCCCACUUCCUUUGAGUCCUGAGCACUCACGCUUGCCACAUCAUGAAUCCCGGUGGGGGCUUUGGGCAUGAAGGGUGCAGAAGAGGAGGUGCCAGGCCCCCUGGUUGUGGAUCUCGCCCUCAAUGGAUGUCUCAUGGACUCUGGCCCCACACACAGAUGACUCUGGCUGGCCCCAUAGAACCAUGGAACGAGUCCAGCUGCCCCUGGUCUCAUACUCUGCUCUGCUGAGGUUGGAGAAAACA
Molecule: messenger RNA, 3131 nt
Organism: Lagenorhynchus albirostris (white-beaked dolphin)
Lineage: Eukaryota; Metazoa; Chordata; Mammalia; Artiodactyla; Delphinidae
Gene: EBF4
Product: EBF family member 4
Exons: 17
Coding region: 1-2118 (705 amino acids)
Biological process (GO): regulation of transcription by RNA polymerase II
Molecular function (GO): DNA-binding transcription factor activity, RNA polymerase II-specific; RNA polymerase II cis-regulatory region sequence-specific DNA binding
Source: RefSeq, a predicted model, not a curated record